This is a messenger RNA of Vicia villosa (hairy vetch), 798 nucleotides long. RefSeq lists its product as uncharacterized. NCBI's taxonomy places the organism in Eukaryota, Viridiplantae, Streptophyta, Magnoliopsida, Fabales, Fabaceae. The transcript has a single exon. The record is from RefSeq and is a predicted model, not a curated record. Bases 1 to 798 code for a protein of 265 amino acids.
AUGUCUCUUUAUGGUCUUAAACAGUCUCCGAGAGCUUGGUUUGGCAAAUUCAACACUGUAGUACAACAGUUUAGUAUGGUCCAUAGUGAAGCUGAUCACUUUGUGUUUUAUCGUCACUCUGCCCAAGGGUGUAUCUAUCUUAUUGUAUAUGUGGAUGAUAUUGUGAUAACUGGCAGUGAUCAUCAAGGAAUAAUCCAGUUGAAACAACAUCUCUCGAAUCAAUUUCAAACAAAAGAUCUUGGCAAACUCCGCUAUUUCUUGGGAAUUGAGGUGGCCCAAUCUAAAGAUGGCUUGUUGAUAUCCCAGCGGAAAUAUGCUAUGGAUAUUUUGCAAGAAACAGGGUUGUUGAAUGCUAAACCAGCUGAUACUCCUACGGAUCCAAGUGGAAAAUUGCUACCCAAUCAAGGGGAGCCUCUAUCUGAUCCAGGAAGGUAUAUGAGAUUGGUUGGAAAGUUGAAUUAUCUCACAGUCACUGGUCCGGACAUCUCUUUUGCAGUUAGUAUGGUAAGCCAGUUCUUAAAAUCUCCUUGCCAAGAACACAUGGAUGCUGUUGUCCGAAUUUUGAGACACAUCAAGCGUGCUCUAGGAAAAGGUCUCGUGUAUGAAGAUAAAAGACACACUCAUAUAGUUGGAUACUCUGAUGCUGAUUGGGCAGGGUCACCCAUUGAUAGACGAUCCACUUCUGGGUAUUGUUUACUUGUUGGAGGAAACCUUAUAUCCUGGAAAAGUAAGAAACAAAAUGUAGUUGCAAGAUCAAGUGCCGAGGCAGAGUAUAGGGCCAUGACAAUGGCAACAUGA